Motacilla alba alba is the source of this 561-nucleotide messenger RNA. RefSeq names its product predicted GPI-anchored protein 58. Bases 1 to 561 code for a protein of 186 amino acids. The transcript has a single exon. Lineage: Eukaryota; Metazoa; Chordata; Aves; Passeriformes; Motacillidae. The record is from RefSeq and is a predicted model, not a curated record.
AUGAGGCCGGCUCAGGGCAGCACCCCUUGGACACCGCUCCCUGACCCACCGCAGCUUUGCCGGGCGGUGGAACCGGGGGUGCCCCUCACGCACCUCCCUCCCCUCAGAGCGGUCACUGGACUCGCCCCUGCCCCGAUCCGUCCCAAGGGGAACACGACAGAGGUUUUUGCCCAGCUUCAGCAGGCAGAACCGCAGCCCUGGGCGCCGGUACCCGCCCGACCGCUCCUCCCUCCGCUGACCCACCGGCUGCCGGGGCGAAGCGGUGCCCCGGCCCCGCAGCCUUCCCCGGCCCCGCUCCGCGCUGCAGCCGCUCCGGCCGCGCCGCUCCGGCCGCACUCAGCCCGUGCCCCGGAUCUGCCGGCGGAAGCGCUUCCCGGUGCCCGGCGCCGUCACAGCCGGCGGGCGGCGGCAGGCGGGGCCGGGGCUCUGUCGCGCCGGCUUGGGGCCGCCCCUGUACCGCUGCUCCCCGUCGAAUAUCUCUCUCGGGAGCCGAGGCGUUUUCCUGCCUUGCUGAAUCCAGUGCGAGUUGGCGGGCACAUCAGCCAGCAUGCGGGCUCUUGA